Uncinocarpus reesii 1704 is the source of this 975-nucleotide messenger RNA. Its product is annotated as nucleotide-binding protein 1. Gene Ontology annotation, cellular component: cytosol. The transcript is spliced from 3 exons. Gene Ontology annotation, molecular function: ATP binding; iron-sulfur cluster binding; ATP-dependent FeS chaperone activity. Gene Ontology annotation, biological process: iron-sulfur cluster assembly. The record is from RefSeq and is a predicted model, not a curated record. Lineage: Eukaryota; Fungi; Ascomycota; Eurotiomycetes; Onygenales; Onygenaceae. The coding region runs from base 1 to 975 and encodes 324 amino acids.
AUGCCGCUGGAUGGUGUGAAGAAUAUCAUUUUGGUCCUCUCCGGGAAAGGCGGCGUUGGCAAAUCCUCCGUCACCCUCCAACUCGCGCUCACUCUGAGCCUGCAAGGCCGCUCCGUGGGCAUUUUAGACGUCGAUUUGACCGGACCGUCUAUUCCUCGGCUUGUAGGAUUGGAAGACGCGAAAAUCACCCAGGCACCGGGCGGCUGGCUGCCCGUCACCGUCCACCCUGCGCGAACCACCUCCCCCAGCGACGGUUCGGAGAGCAAGCAACCCGCCGGUGAAAUUGGUGAUUCGAAUGGAUCCUCCAGCUCUACGACCGUCAAUAAUACACAAACGCCCAUAACUCCGCGCGGGUCUUUACGAUACCGCCCAUGGUGCGACAGUUCCUCACGGACGUCCUAUGGGGAGAGACGGGACUACCUUCUUAUCGACACGCCGCCGGGAACGAGCGACGAGCACAUCGCGCUGGCUGAACAGCUGCUCACAAUCCAGCAAGCUUCCGCGUCGCAUUCUUCAAGCGCUGCUUCCCCGGGACCGAGAUUGGCGGGGGCGGUGCUGGUCACGACUCCACAGGCGAUAUCAACUGCAGAUGUGCGCAAGGAGAUCAAUUUCUGUGUCAAAACGCGCAUUCCUAUCCUAGGCGUGAUUGAGAAUAUGUCUGGAUACACGUGUCCCUGUUGUGGAGAGGUGAGUAACGUUUUUUCUCGCGGGGGCGGGCAAGUGAUGGCGCAAGAGACCGGGGUGAGGUUUUUGGGCGCCGUACCGAUUGAUGUUGGGUUUGGUGAGAUGGUGGAGGGAUGGAAGGAAGACCUUGGUAAAGAAGACAGGGAAAAAGAAUCGAUGGGAGACGGGCAGGAUGCUGGCCAUCGUGUUAUUGAUGCUUUGCUGGUUGAUAGAUAUACAAAGUGCUGGUCUUUCUCGAUAUUUGAGGGCUUUGCUAAGAAGCUGGUCGAACUCGCUGAAGGUACUGAGUGA